AUGGGCAACUGCACCUACACCCUCUCCCAGCUGUGUGACUCCAACAUCUCCCUCCUGCCCUAUUUCAAUGUGGAAGCGACAAAUGAACACAGAUGGGGCAACACCCAGGUGUCCUAUGUUAGAAGCGUGGACGCUGAUGUCCACGGCAUCCGGGUCAAUGGAAAGGAAGCCGAUGUCCCCUCCACACCAACACCCGGUGUGUACAUCUGGCCCAGUGGCUUCUACACAGUGGUUUCAACCGACUUUGGGUUGAGAGUCAAAUUUGAUGGAGACCAUCAAGUGGAAGUGACUCUCCCAAGCACCUACAAGGGCAAAGUGUGUGGUUUGUGUGGCAACUACAAUGACAACCCCGCCGAUGAUUUCCACAAUCCCCGUGGAGAACAAGAGCCAGAUUCCACCAGCCUGGGGAACAGCUGGCUGGUCUCCAACCUCACCAAUUGUUCUUCAGGGCUCGAUCCUGUCUGCUCAGAAUCUGUGAUGGAAGCAGCUCAGAGCAGCCGUUUCUGUGGACUCAUUACAGAUGCCACGGGGCCAUUCAGGCAUUGCUAUGGCACUUUGGACCCAACAGGACAUUUCACUAGCUGUGUUUAUGAUCAGUGUGCUCUGCCCCAGGAUCCUGGAUCCCUUUGCAGGAACCUACAAUCUUAUGCAGAUGCCUGCAAGUCCCACGGCAUUCAUGUCGAACUCUGGAGGAAUGCCACCUUCUGCCCCAUCUCCUGUGCACCCAAUAGCCACUACGAGCCAUGUGCCAAUGCCUGUCCUGGUACCUGUGUGGAUCCGACAGCUCCUGGCACCUGCAGCCUUCCAUGUACAGAGGCCUGUGUCUGUGACAGUGGGUUCCUCCUCCACAGUGGCACCUGUGUGCCCAGCCAUCAGUGUGGAUGCUGGGAGAAGGGCAAGCACUACCCU
Messenger RNA from Sceloporus undulatus (fence lizard), 909 nucleotides. RefSeq names its product zonadhesin-like. The transcript is spliced from 4 exons. The record is from RefSeq and is a predicted model, not a curated record. The annotation marks the transcript as partial. Gene Ontology annotation, cellular component: extracellular matrix. NCBI's taxonomy places the organism in Eukaryota, Metazoa, Chordata, Lepidosauria, Squamata, Phrynosomatidae.